UUCAGUCAUACCAAAAUACAUAAUUUUGGUUUCGAUUAGAGGAACUCUACGAUAGUUCACUGCUCGGGAAAUUGGUAAAUUUUCUGUUUCGCAGUCCGUAUUCAGCUCGGAAACCGAACCGAACCACGAAUCGAAAAGGGGCUACAAAAAGUCACAAGUGUCCCAUAGACCGCAGAGGAUUAGAACGAAUGAAAGAGAAGGAGAAUGGCCAAAAUGAAAGCAGGCAAGUGCGUGUUGUGACCUUUUGCCUCUAUACUUCUGCUUUCGUUGCAUACUUUCUCCGCAUAGAAAUGCCGUUAGAGGAAGUGAAAUAGCAUGCGGGAAUGAAUAUAUGAAAAUUUUUGCAAAAAUUUUGCAUACUCUGGCGUGGGUGAAAAGGGUUCCCCGGUAUAUAAAGGCACACUGGUGGUCAGUUCGCGGUCAUUGAGGAAAAGUGUUUCGAACUAGACAGGCGUUCAAUCUAAGAGACGAGUUAAAAUCGGAAAAAAAUUGUUGUGAGCAAAAUAGUGACAUUCGAUGUGUGAUUCGUGUUAUAUCAAUACAAAUAGACGUUGUUGAUACAAUCGUGAUUUAAGUGAGCUGUUACAAUUUGGAUACUGCAAGGAGCCCACCGAAUAAUAAUAAAUCGAACAAAAUGAUGGCCCAAUUCAUGAUGGAUUUGAAAACAGAUCCUCGAACCAGCCCUUCUUUAUAUCAUCCAAACUCUCCAAAAAUGCACGAAAGCUACCGUCCCAAUUCAACCGAUUCGGGUGUAUUGGAUUUAUCCAAACGACGCGAUUCGAUGGAAACUCGCAAGACUCCAUCUCCGUACAACAGUUUCAGCGAAGGAGGAUCUCCACCGCUUCACAGCUCUCCAAUUAAUCCUUCCAGCGGUCUCCUAUUGAACUACCACGCCAUGCAACAUCAACACCAAGCAUUUCCAGCAAAAGUUACUUUACCUUAUGAGCCAUCGAGCCACUUAGAACUCAGACAUUCUGCGCCGGCUGAGUUUCAUCCCACGCAAGCGUUCCAUAUGGCGCACCCAAUCAUCCCGAAACAGGAACACAUUCAACAGCGUCCGGAACUCGCUUCCUAUCUACUCCAAUCUGGAGCUUUGCAACAUCAACAGUUCCAUCGAAGUCCACCUACUCGAAACCGUGAAGUCGAUUCUCUUUCAGAGUCCGGUUCCGAAGGCCACAGCGCUGCUUCGAACAUGAAACAAGUUCCAAUGAAACAAUCAAACGAAUCAAAUAACGGCCCCUAUCCAAUGGUUAUCGGCCGCGAUGGAAAGCUUGCUCGUCCGUUCAAAGCAUACCCCCGUGAUCCUCUGAGCUUGGCGUCCGGUUUUAUGACCACCGACUCCAUUCUGGAUAACAAUUCCGCCGAAAAAUACAGCCUCUUCCGCAAACGAAUGCUUAAUCAAAUCCACGCCGCUAACGGGGGCCAACCAACGGUUUCCAAUCCCAAAAUGCGCCGCCUCAACAAAUCCCUAAGCGAUGCAUCGGAAACCGAGAGCGUGUCGGAAAAAAUGUCGGAUGCAAGCGAACGACCACAGCACCACCAGCAGCAACAACACCAAAAAACAAUCGCCACGCCCCUCGAAUGCAGCAACCCGAGCGAAGCGGUAAACAGCGAUGAAUGUAACAGCAAUGGCGCAACAGGAAUGGUGCGAGACUCCGCCUACUACGAACGGCGGAAGAAAAAUAACGCAGCGGCAAAGAAAUCACGCGAUCGCCGCCGCAUCAAGGAAGACGAGAUCGCCAUUCGUGCCGCCUUCUUGGAGCGGGAAAAUAUUGAGCUUAAGUUUGAGCUGGCCGCCGCCCGGAAGCAACUGGCACUGUACGGAGUCGCCACGGCGUCGUCCUGAGUGGGGGUAGUAUUGACGGGGGGGUUUUCGAGAGCGAAAGUCGCAUUCCAGUGUAAAUAGGUGUAAAGUUCCUUCAUUUGAGCAAACUAUUUUUAGAGAUAUUUAAAUAUUAUGAUACGGGUUAAGCGAUAAUACUGAGUAUGAUUGUACAUUUGAGACUGAGACCGAGAAGACUGAUCCGAUUGUAAAGUAAUGUUUAAUAAUUCGAAAGUACUUUAUUUCUUUAAUAAAAUUGAGAUGAA
Toxorhynchites rutilus septentrionalis is the source of this 2088-nucleotide messenger RNA. RefSeq names its product protein giant (gene gt). Gene Ontology annotation, cellular component: nucleus. Lineage: Eukaryota; Metazoa; Arthropoda; Insecta; Diptera; Culicidae. The transcript is spliced from 2 exons. The record is from RefSeq and is a predicted model, not a curated record. Gene Ontology annotation, biological process: regulation of transcription by RNA polymerase II. Gene Ontology annotation, molecular function: RNA polymerase II cis-regulatory region sequence-specific DNA binding; DNA-binding transcription factor activity, RNA polymerase II-specific. The coding region runs from base 635 to 1846 and encodes 403 amino acids.